AUGAUGCCCCAAGAGCGCAUAGACUCAUGGCGUCAACGCGUUCCAAGCCGUAUGGACCGCGACGAUCCCUUCGAAGGAGACCACUUCGACGAACGACCCCCCACACGCCUCGUACAUCUCCCCCUGGCAAUCCUCCUCUCUGCAAUAUUAACCUUGUCACAGACAUUUCGUGAUGUUUCUCCGCCUGAGGCUAGGCCUUCUACGCGAUUGGGCUUCUUCCGUGCUGCUACGCCUAUGUUCGGACGUAGUUCUACACCUUCUUCUCCUCGACCUGCUUCAAGCAUGAUGCAACGACGCGCGGAGGGGAAGCGAAGGAGUUUGCUGAGCUUGCUUACUCGCAAGAGGAAGAGAAAGGAGCCGGAGGAGAUUCCGAGGGAUCCUGUCCGUUUGAACUUUUUGUUCGUUGGGAGUAAGGCCGCGGGUCAGACGUCUUUGCUAUUUCGAUCUCGCUAUGGAUACUUUCCUGAUGACACCUCUGGCGUACCGGACCUGAACGUUGUCGAAAGGUUGACCUACAUCGAAUGGGACGCUGUGUUUCUCUGCUUCGACAUCUCGGAUAAGAUAUCCAUGUACACCAUCAUCCAAUGGUGGCAUCACGCUUCGAGCCAAGGCUUCACCAAAUCUGCAAGUUUUGCGCCAUUGCUGUAUCUCGUCGGCUUAAAGAAGGAUCUUCGCGAUCAGUGCUUUUUGGAAGAUCAUCAAACUGGUUCUGCGUUCUCGUCCUCUGGACUGUUGGCGUAUCCGACUUGCUGCAUCUGCUCAUCAGAGGCAACCUGGCAGGCCACUCGAAUUGGAGCACAUAAGUACAUCGAAUGCUCGGCUGCGACUGGUGAAGGGAUGAAGGAGGUUAUUGAUGACUCCGGAAGAGAGGCGAUGAGGAGACUUGUUGGAGGGCAAGUGCCUGAAGACGAGGUUAUUCCCAAGAAGAAACGUCGCUUCUUCUGA
Molecule: messenger RNA, 945 nt
Organism: Fusarium tjaetaba
Lineage: Eukaryota; Fungi; Ascomycota; Sordariomycetes; Hypocreales; Nectriaceae
Product: GTPase Rho
Exons: 5
Coding region: 1-945 (314 amino acids)
Biological process (GO): small GTPase-mediated signal transduction
Molecular function (GO): GTP binding; GTPase activity
Source: RefSeq, a predicted model, not a curated record